Messenger RNA from Mangifera indica (mango), 2059 nucleotides. Its product is annotated as polyol transporter 5-like. The transcript has 2 exons. The coding region runs from base 219 to 1763 and encodes 514 amino acids. Gene Ontology annotation, biological process: transmembrane transport. NCBI's taxonomy places the organism in Eukaryota, Viridiplantae, Streptophyta, Magnoliopsida, Sapindales, Anacardiaceae. Gene Ontology annotation, molecular function: carbohydrate transmembrane transporter activity. Gene Ontology annotation, cellular component: membrane. The record is from RefSeq and is a predicted model, not a curated record.
UAUCCUUCUGCAUUUAGCAGGCCCUGCCUGGUUUUCUCACUUUUUCAGAAAGAUGCUUUAAUCAAGAAAAUAAGACUUUGCCAUUCUUCUGGACGACUAUAAAGCCCUUACCCUCAAUAAUUUCGUGUCCACCACACGCCUCAACAUUUUCUGUUUUCUUUAUUCUGAAUUCGAUGUUUUUACGUAGCCUUUUGGUGUAAAUUUUAAUCUUUCCUAUCAUGCAAUUCAAUUCUGCUGGAGAUCCAGAAAAGCGCUGCUACUACCGGCUACUUCCUGAUUCAGAGACAGGAAAUGAAGAAACACCGCCCACGGAGGCUUCACCCCUUGUGCCUCGAAACGAGAAGCGGAGAAAGUGUGGUAGAAAGGCUCGUUUCAAUAAAUAUGCGCUUGCAGCUGCCAUUUUGGCCUCCACAAACUCUAUUCUGUUGGGUUAUGAUAUUGGGGUAAUGAGUGGCGCAGUGCUUUACAUCAGGGACAAUUUGAAGAUCACAUCAACCCAAGUUGAGAUCUUGGUGGGUUCCCUAAAUUUAUGUUCAUUGGUGGGUUCACUUGCCGCCGGCAAGACUUCUGAUUGUAUAGGGAGGCGAUACACCGUUGUUCUAGCAGCAACAGCAUUCCUGAUAGGUGCAUUGCUGAUGGGAUUUGCACCAUCUUUCUCCUUCCUUAUGGCUGGAAGAUUAGUGGCCGGCAUCGGAGUUGGCUACUCUCUCAUGAUUGCUCCAGUUUAUACGGCGGAGAUAUCUCCCUCCUCAACAAGAGGUUUCCUCUCUUCCCUCCCGGAGGUCUUCAUCACCAUCGGAAUUCUACUAGGUUACAUCUCCAACUAUGCUUUAUCAAGCCUUCCGGAAAAUAUAAACUGGAGACUCAUGCUCGGGCUGGCGGCAUUGCCUUCAAUUGUUGUUGCUUUGGGUGUGAUGGCGAUGCCAGAGUCCCCUCCAUGGCUCAUCAUGAAAGGCCGGUUUGGGGAAGCAAAACAGGUCCUGAUGAAAACUUCAAACUCGGAAGAGGAAGCUGAAUUCAGACUAAGUGAAAUGAUGAAAACUGUUGAACCUGCAUCUUCUUCAAAGAAUUGGCAAGGUCAAGAAGUUUGGAAAGAGUUAUUGCUAAGGCCUUCUAGACCCCUUCGGAGGAUUCUCAUCGCCGCCAUCGGAGUUAACUUCUUCAUGCAAGCUUCCGGGAACGACGCUGUCGUUUAUUACAGCCCGGAAGUCUUCAGGGAUGCCGGAAUUAACAGCAGAAAGCAGCUUGUAGCUGUUACAGUGAUCAUGGGAAUUGCCAAGGCUUCCUUUGUUCUUGUAUCGGCAUUUUACUCUGACAAAUUCGGCAGGCGGCCUUUAUUACUCUUGGGCUCUGGUGGGAUGGCCAUUUCUUCAGCCUUACUGGGCUUUGGCACAAAGUAUCUUGGGAGGUCAAAUGGUACUCCAGAAUGGGCUAUUGCUUUGUGUGUGGUAGCUGUUUGCGCUGAUGUUUCGUUCUUUUCGAUCGGGCUUGGGCCCAUUACAUGGGUCUACUCAUCAGAGAUUUUUCCGACGAGGUUUCGGGCCCAAGGUUCAAGCCUAGUGAUUUCGGUCAACCGGUUGGUGAGUGGGAUAGUGGCUAUGACAUUUCUAAGCAUAUCAAGGGAGAUAACAUUUGGAGGAAUGUUCUUUGUACUUUCAGGAAUUUUGGUAGUGGGUACAAUUUUCUUCUAUUUCUUUCUACCUGAAACAAAAGGCAAAAGCUUGGAAGAGAUUCAGUUACUCUUUGAAGACAACAUCGAUUGAAAUCAGAGAGGAAAUUGCUAGUAAAGAGAUGGAUUUAUUAGGAAAGGUUCUUAUUUUUAAGUUAGGGAUACAAGAAAAUAAAAUUUACUCUUUGAAUUGGAAUGUUGUUGUUCUGCAUAUAUUAAUACAUUUGCAUGACAUGCCUGGAAAGAUGUUCAAAUUUAAAUGAUUUUAUAUUUUCAUGUAUUAUGACAGACCAUUCGGACUUCGAUAGGGAUGUCACUAAUGUCCAUCAACUACAGUCAAAUGAGAGAUUUCCGAUGGUAAUAAACAAGGCCAUUACAGAACGUUUGUGA